Protopterus annectens (West African lungfish) is the source of this 1281-nucleotide messenger RNA. RefSeq lists its product as uncharacterized. NCBI's taxonomy places the organism in Eukaryota, Metazoa, Chordata, Ceratodontiformes, Protopteridae. The transcript is spliced from 4 exons. The coding region runs from base 1 to 1281 and encodes 426 amino acids. The record is from RefSeq and is a predicted model, not a curated record.
AUGUCGAAUGCCUUGACCAGCUUGAGUUUCAUUCUUCUCUGCACUCCACUUACUAUUCCUCUAUUUGGUUUAAUUCUUCUCUGCACUCCACUUACUAUUCCUCUAUUUGGUUUCAUUCUUCUCUACACUCCACUUACUAUUCCUCUAUUUGGUUUCAUUCUUCUCUGCACUCCACUUACUAUUCCUCUAUUUGGUUUCAUUCUUCUCUGCACUCCACUUACUAUUCCUCUAUUUGGUUUCAUUCUUCUCUGCACUCCACUUACUAUUCCUCUAUUUGGUUUCAUUCUUCUCUGCACUCCACUUACUAUUCCUCUAUUUGGUUUCAUUCUUCUCUGCACUCCACUUACUAUUCCUCUAUUUGGUUUCAUUCUUCUCUGCACUCCACUUACUAUUCCUCUAUUUGGUUUCAUUCUUCUCUGCACUCCACUUACUAUUCCUCUAUUUGGUUUCAUUCUUCUCUGCACUCCACUUACUAUUCCUCUAUUUGGUUUCAUUCUUCUCUGCACUCCACUUACUAUUCCUCUAUUUGGUUUCAUUCUUCUCUGCACUCCACUUACUAUUCCUCUAUUUGGUUUAAUUCUUCUCUACACUCCACUUACUAUUCCUCUAUUUGGUUUCAUUCUUCUCUGCACUCCACUUACUAUUCCUCUAUUUGGUUUCAUUCUUCUCUGCACUCCACUUACUAUUCCUCUAUUUGGUUUCAUUCUUCUCUGCACUCCACUUACUAUUCCUCUAUUUGGUUUCAUUCUUCUCUGCACUCCACUUACUAUUCCUCUAUUUGGUUUCAUUCUUCUCUGCACUCCACUUACUAUUCCUCUAUUUGGUUUCAUUCUUCUCUGCACUCCACUUACUAUUCCUCUAUUUGGUUUCAUUCUUCUCUGCACUCCACUUACUAUUCCUCUAUUUGGUUUCAUUCUUCUCUGCACUCCACUUACUAUUCCUCUAUUUGGUUUCAUUCUUCUCUGCACUCCACUUACUAUUCCUCUAUUUGGUUUCAUUCUUCUCUGCACUCCACUUACUAUUCCUCUAUUUGGUUUCAUUCUUCUCUGCACUCCACUUACUAUUCCUCUAUUUGGUUUCAUUCUUCUCUAUGCUCCACUUACUAUUCCUCUAUUUGAGCUAACAGAUGAAGGAAAGAGAGGUGGUGACAUUGGUAAUAAAACUGAAGCCAAUGAACAGAAAUGCAUUAUUUUGUUAAAAGCCGAUGCAUAUCCAGUCAUCAAUGAUAUGGCUUCAUUGAAACCAUUACCAAACAAAAUUCGCUCAAGAGAAGCCAAAUAA